CGCUACAGAUUUGAACUUCCAUUUAUAACAUAAGCAUGAAUAUAUUUGUUUUAAUGAAGUCUGUUUCACUGACGUGACCAAAUCGAUGUUUGUGCUGUAGGUGAAAGUUUAAAUUUAAAUAUAUUAAUAAUGAACGCAUUUUCGGACAGCUGGUCAGCUUAAACCGGUGGACGCACAUACCAUCAUGAUAUGUUCUUAACACUUGUGCCCGCCACCAGUAAGUGAGUUAAACGCGGAAUGCACGAACGCUUUUCCGCUAUGCUAUCAAAUCUAAAAUCAUUGAACUAUGGGCGUGUGUUCCUUGUGUUAAUCGUGCUUGUGUCUUUGGAAAUAUGCAUGCGCACAUUUGUGACCAACGGAACAUUCGAAACCAUUAAUUUCGCUCGUCAAGAACAGCAGAGUCAAAACAACUUGAAUUCAGAGGCGUGGGACAAUAAAUUUCUCAACGCAACCUCACAUCUAACCCUAAACACACGCGGACGUGACAUUCCAACAAUACCAAUUACCGGCAAAAAUAUAAGUGUGAAAACCUCGUUCGAAGAGACAAAAAGAAAGCUGGAUCAGAGGAAUCAGAUGCUGCGAGGAAACUGUUCUCUGAUCCGAAAUCUGAAGUCUCCAGUUGUGACGGCCAUUGACAUGCGGAGGAAUUACUUCAUCGAAGAAUAUGAUUUCUUUCUUUGUGUUUCUGCGAAGGGUGGCGCAACGACAUGGAAAACACACAUGCUACAGAUGAAAGGCUUACCGGGUCAGAACGUACAUAAGGGUUACAAUGAAAAACGUAUCAGAGCGGGGUCGGCCAGACUCGCCGACCGCAUUUCGGGGAAGGUGACCAGCGUGAUCUCGGUGCGCCACCCUCUGACUCGCCUCGUGUCGGCGUACGGCGACAAGUUUGGGGACGGAAAGGCGUUUGCUGGCGUACCCCGGUUCUUGCGCAUGGUUAGAUAUUUCACGAAUAGUUGGGGAAAACCAGUGACUUUCUAUCAAUUCCUUUCUUACGUCAUCUAUCAAGCGAGAGGACCUUCAAUGACAAAUAAUCACUGGCGACCAAUUUCCUGGAACUGUAAGCCUUGUACAGGGAACUUUGACUAUAUUAUCAAACUUGAGACUAUUGAUGAAGACUUGGCUUACCUUGUUACUGAUCUAGGAAUAAAAGAAAUUAACGUCCAACUGAAAUACAAUGUUAAAAACAGUAAGGCCAAAGUAAAGGGCUAUGAGAGUUACUUUAAAUCCUUACCUCCAGCCAUGCUUAAGGACAUCUACAAUAUUUACAAGUAUGACUUCAUUUUAUUUGAUUAUGUAGUACCACAGUUCAUGCUUGAUGCUGUUGCCUCCUGAUUCAGAGGAUGAUGCAGUGUUCACAGGCAAAAUGGGAAAUACAGAUAUUCAAAUAUUGGUACCAAACAAGUGAUAUUUGGUCUUUUGGGAGGUACCUUUACCCUGCAUAUGAGUUCAACAUACACUUGAUGUGACGAAAUAUAAGAAAAAAAUAUAUGUAAUAUAACAAAAUAUCUCACCAGAAAUGAGUAUCUCAGUGUACAAAAAUCAAAUAUAUUGACACACCAUUUUAAUUUUAAUUGUCUGAAUAAGUCUAAUGAUAUUGGUUAUCAUUGCAAAAGGAAUAAAUUGUAUGUAUUAAGUAGCUGUUUGAUAAUUAUGUUAUGUGGUAGUAAAUGACUUUGUAAUAUUUUCAAUGGAAUGUACAUUAUGUUGAAUUUGUCAGUUGGUGUAAACUUUGAAAAUAUAUAGCACAAUUAGUAAUUUUUCCUCUUCAUU
Molecule: messenger RNA, 1773 nt
Organism: Penaeus chinensis
Lineage: Eukaryota; Metazoa; Arthropoda; Malacostraca; Decapoda; Penaeidae
Product: carbohydrate sulfotransferase 11-like
Exons: 5
Coding region: 238-1335 (365 amino acids)
Biological process (GO): carbohydrate biosynthetic process
Cellular component (GO): membrane
Molecular function (GO): sulfotransferase activity
Source: RefSeq, a predicted model, not a curated record